Micropterus salmoides (largemouth bass) is the source of this 1972-nucleotide messenger RNA. RefSeq names its product chromosome unknown C9orf64 homolog (gene qng1). Bases 560 to 1579 code for a protein of 339 amino acids. NCBI's taxonomy places the organism in Eukaryota, Metazoa, Chordata, Actinopteri, Centrarchiformes, Centrarchidae. The record is from RefSeq and is a predicted model, not a curated record. The transcript is spliced from 7 exons.
UUAGACCAACCAAUUAACAGCAGUGUUCUCAAAGUUUGUUCUCCAUUAUAAGUUUCCAGUAGUGCCCCUUCUGGUUAGGAUCAGGCACAAGGUUGGGGUUAGGUUAAAUGCAUUUUGCUAUUUCAUAAGGCAUACCGGGAAAUGGCUAAAGCUGCUGAAAAGACAAAGUCGCUUAAAUUAGGCUUGGUCAAUAAAUAUGUUUUUUUUUUUUAAAUGUUAAUGACUGAAACUAAGAGUUCCCUGAUUAUACAGUUAUAAGUGUGAACAAAAAAUAUUAGGCUGGGAGGGGGGCAGUAAUAUGCGAGAAAAACUGCUGACCGAUACCCAAACGCAUGGUCCCCUCCAGGCUAUAUAGUAGAUAGAAGAGGGUAAUUAUUAUUUUUAUGUGGUCGUAACGGAAUGGAUAUUGUUUUCCGGUUUCCUCUCCUGGCUUCUCGUGAUUGGUGUUUCAACCUGUGAUGAGUCCACAAGAGACGCUCUGAUUGGUCAACAGCUGGAAACCAGGUAGUGGAAGCACCACGUAGUCUGCAGUGUACUAUCCCUGCAUUCACCGUACAUCAUGGAGCCACCUCUGUUUCCCCGUGAGUCUGGGCAGUUCAUAGCAGAGCGGAGUCGAGAUGUGUUUGUGGAGGAGGAAGGAGUGCAGAUGGUGGCAGAGAUGCUCUACAGUCUCCGACACAGUGACGAUCUGACGGCCAGUGGCUGGAAGAAGGCAAAUCCAUUGGCACCAGCGCCCACCUCUGACCAGGCCUUGAAUUGGGUAUUUGUGGUAGACACAAUGAACUUCUCCUUUUGGCCAGAGAAAGAAACACAACAGUGCGAGGUGACUUAUAAAGGGACCACCUACACAGGAUACAUGACCCUGUGUGCUGCCAUCACCAGGGCCAUGGAGGAAGGUAUACCCAUCACUGAUCCAAAGCACUUCUCUCAGAUGAGUUUGGAGGAGUUGGAACAUGUCCUUCGAUCAGACAAUGCAACGCCCAUGCCCAUGCUUAAGGAGCGCCACCAGGUGCUGACUGAAGGCGGCCGCGUGCUGCUGGAACACGGUGGAAGCCUUCGGAGUUUCAUCAGCCAAGCCGGGAAUGACGCCCGGAAGAUGGUGGAACUCAUUGUGAAGAAGAUCCCUUCCUACAGGGACGAAGCUACAUAUGAGGGGAAGAGAAUCUCAUUCUACAAGCGAGCCCAGAUCCUGGUGGCAGAUUUUUGGGGCGUCAUGGAGGCCAGAGGAGAGGGAGACAUGAUUAACAUGGAGUGGCUCACCAUGUUCGCAGACUACAGGGUUCCUCAGGUUCUCGUCUACUUUGGAGCACUACGAUACUCUGAGGCACUGAUGCAGGCACUGAAGAGCGGCGAGCUGCUGAGUUCAGGGGACAGGAGGGAGGUUGAGAUCCGAGGUUGUUCGAUUUGGUCUGUGGAGCUGAUCAAAGACUGUCUUUGCAAGCUGAUGCAGGAGAGAGACGGACAGACCUGCAGCAUCAACUCCGCAAUCAUCGACUUCUACCUGUGGCCUUAUGCCAAGCAGCACCAUAAAGAGAUGGCCCACAUUCCCAUACAUCACACACGCUGUAUUUACUACUGACGAAUGCUGGCAGCAUUACAUAGAGUAGGCUACACUUCCCAGUGUUCCGCCUUGGCAUCGGUGCCUCUCCCUGGGAUAAAGCCAAGCACAUCUCUGUGCCAGAUAUACGUUCUAAUGGGCUUCUCACUAGCUGUAAUGGAAACAUGUGUCAAGCUUUAAUGUAGCUUGUUUGUCCAAGUGGGUAUAGCACUGUUGUCCAUUCGCAGUCAAUUAAAGUGUUUACUGUGAAUGUGGAACAUUUUUACAAAUAUCUCGCAGGAGAGAGAAAUAGUGAUCAUAUACUGUGUGUGUGUAUGUGUGUGUGUGUGUGUGUGUGAACAUAUAAUGAUGGACAUAUCGACAUAUCUGGACUUGUGAACUGACACUCAGUGAAAAUAAAAUAUUUUGAUUAGA